Molecule: messenger RNA, 7222 nt
Organism: Scatophagus argus
Lineage: Eukaryota; Metazoa; Chordata; Actinopteri; Scatophagidae
Gene: kcnj14
Product: potassium inwardly rectifying channel subfamily J member 14
Exons: 6
Coding region: 2584-4191 (535 amino acids)
Biological process (GO): potassium ion import across plasma membrane; regulation of monoatomic ion transmembrane transport
Cellular component (GO): plasma membrane
Molecular function (GO): inward rectifier potassium channel activity
Source: RefSeq, a predicted model, not a curated record
AGUGUGGUAUGACAAGGUCACUCCAGGCAGUCCGGAGAGGCGCGCGGUCGUCUCUGCGGAACAGAUAGCAUCGCCACGUGAGCGCGCGCAUUCAGCACCUGGGGGCUCGCGGACAGUCGGCAGGACCGCCAGCACUGGACAACUCGCGCACGGUUCGGAAUCAGUUUCUUUUAAAAUAAAUAAAUAAAUCAGAUCAGGCAAACUUAAAUUUCGGUUAAAGAAGGAAGUUAAAGUCAGCUGACGUCGUCAUAACGCGCGGGAUUAACUGGGGAAAAUAUCAACGGUGGGAAAUGAGCCCUGGUCAUCUAGCUGAAGGUCCUGCUCUGAGUGUCUCAUAGUGCCCCAAAUAGAUCCACAAUGGAGUUAGUUGAAAGGAUUUUCAGAAGAGGCUUCAUCAUUUCCCAAGACCAUCUGGGUGAAGUUUUCCUCUUUGUAGUGACACAGUUUGGUUCUUCAUGUUAAGGCUGUCAUGUGACUGUUGUAGGGGAGCCUCCACUAUAUUUGAUUGAAAAAAUAAUACAGUAAAGAUCCAAGGGCUGCAUGACUGAAACUCGAAAGCUACUCUACAAACGGUAGGUUUCAGCAUACCUAAGAUUUUAUAUGAUAUGAAAUGUAAGUGUAUGCAUCAGUUUUAAGAAUGAAAUGCCUAUUUUGAGCCAAGAGUCAACCAGAUAACUACAAACAUCUGCUUCACCAUAGCGGUAUAAUUUCUGCAUUAACUUUAAUUUUCUCAUUUUUCUUGUUUGUUCUCAUUUGUUUUCAAGACUGGCAGCGUAUUGAACAAGAAUGGCCUAAGGGAUACAAAACAGACAACCAACAUCUCAGUAAAGAGAACUGAAAAAGACAGUCUGUGAUUGUCUACUGCUGCGAUUCUUUUCGCCAAAGCUCAAUGCUUUUACUGAGGAUGUCUCUUAAAGAGAAGUCAACACACAAGUGAAGAUGAACCCUUAUGUCACCUCACACUUCAGGAGGGAUCUCUUUCCCCAUUUCCAUUUGUUGUAGACUCUUGUCUACCCUGCUAUUACUGGGUGAAUCAAGUGGCCUCUUCUAUAUUUGUACUUUUAGAGCAGUAGCUGUUGUCUCUUGUUUUUGUGUUCUCUUUGCUUUUGCCACAGUGUAGAGUUGCGUUGAGGUUUUGAUUCAAUCCACUAUUUCAAAGAGACUGAAUGUGGAUACUCAUGUAUACUUGUCAGGAUUUGGUAGUUGAGUUUCCUGGAAAUGGUUGGGCAAGGUAAAUACACUAUAAGCUUACCUUUUCUUUGCCUGAUGUGUUUGCACAUUUCUUGUUUGCUUUAUUUAAACUUUUGUCGGUUCUUAAGAAUUAUUUCUGUGUAUUUAUUUGCGUUUAUUUGCUAAUUGAAUUUUAGAUUAUUUCUGAUACACUUCAAACUUUCUCCUGCAAGUUGUUAUUUACACAUUGCAUCUGUUUUUUUUUUUUUUUGCUUGUUUGUUUUGUUUUGUUUUGUGGAAACUGUUUCUGAUGGUCAGGUAGCCUUCUGUGAUCUGGUGCAAACAGAUGCUGAGUUAGAGACUACCAUCAACAAACUCAGUUACACUAUCAGUAUCUCAGUCUGCUCCUUCUUUGGCACACACCUGAUCUAUCAACUUUGGCGCUGGAUCUCCAGAAAAAUGCAGGAAACUUAGGUGACCUGUGUGCUUACCUUUUCCCUCCAUAUAAAUCUUCCACUUAGAGCUGAAAACACGUGUAAUGUUGGAAAUAGAUCAAAGUAAUCUCUGUUGUUUUCUUCCCUUCUUCUUAUCUUUUGUCAGGCGUAGGUGAUCUCUCAGCUGUAAUGCUGAGCUGUAAUGAGACCAAGAAGUUGUGAAACUGGGAGGAACUUUUAUCGUAAGAAUUCGCAUGUUUUUUUUCUUUCUUGAUUGCAUGUUGGAAAUUAAUUUACCAUAUCGUCCCAUUUGAAGUUGAUUAGAAUUUGUCUGUCUUGUAUGCAGCUUUCCCCCUGUAAUGAGCAGUAUAUCCCUUACAUGUUUCCUAGUCCAUGGCAUUAUCAGUUUAUACCUUCUAGAAAUUACCUGCUUGAGGCUUCCCUUUUAUUGUUUUGAACUGAACAGAACCCAUCCUGCAUGCCAUUGUGAUGUCUGUUGAGGUCAAUAUGCCCCCCAACUCCUUGCCAAAGGAAUUCUUGUAAACACAUAAGUAGACUCUUUGGGUUGCUGAUAUUCUUCUUUCUAGCUUGCUUCACUUCACCUUCUUCAGCGAGUUGUAUGAUUAUUUUAAAGAUAUUGGUUGUUAAAGAUCACACCUGUGGACUUACUUCAAGAAAUCCCAUUUUGCUGCUGAAUGAUCUGUCAUUGAAAAUAUAGACUGUACUGGGAAACAGCAUUACACCAUAAUGGAAGUAAACAAGUGACUUAUCAAUGGCGAUGGAGGGAAUUAUCAUCUGGUUGGCCACUUGAAGUUAUCUCUUCAUGAAAAAGGACUUAAAGGCUGACUGUGUUGUUAGCUCCGCAUGCUUAACUUUCUGUAUCAAGGUGCUUAAUACCACAUUAACAAUCAAAUCAAGGCACACUGAGGAAUACUGAGAAACUGUGAGCUUCCAUAAGAAAGAGGAGACUUUAUAGCGCAUGAUGGGAGCAGCACGUGUGAAACGUCGCUUCAGUGCUGUGGUGGAUGGGCCAGUGGAGGAGGAAGAGGUCAUGAGGCUGGCACAGAGUGCUGCAGAUACAGCUAGGGCAGGAGGGAGUCCAACAGGGUCAGGGACCCCAACAAGCCCCUCCCCGACCCAUGCUCUGAAUGGCAAAACUCUACCUCUCCAGAGCAACACCAACAAUGCACGGAGGCAGAGUGCCAUUGGAGAGUCAGUUGGAGGAGAUGCAGGAGAAGGCGGGGUGAGAGCAGGAGGAAUGUGCUCAGGGCUAAGGAGUGUAAAAAGCAGUAGUGUAGGAGGAAGAAGUAAAGGCCGGUCAUCCUCGGACCAGGAUUCACUCUCUUCCCCCUCCACUACCAGCCGCAGGCGCACGAGGCGCUCUAGCCGCCGGCCCCGACAACGCUUUGUGGGCAAGGACGGACGCUGCAACGUCACCUUCGUCAACAUGAGCGAGAGGGGCCAGCGGUACCUCAGCGACCUCUUCACUACCUGUGUGGACAUACGCUGGCGCUGGAUGCUUGUCAUCUUCACCCUCUCCUUCCUUCUCUCCUGGCUGCUCUUUGGAUUUGCCUUCUGGCUCAUUGCCUCUGCGCAUGGGGACCUCUCCAUUCGGCUCACCCCCAAUUCAGGCUCCCCUGCAGGAUCAGGAGAGGCCGGGUCUGGGGGAGAGUCUGAUAGAGAGGCAGUGGUUGAGGAGCCGUGCUUCCUCCAGGUGAACAGCUUCAUGGCAGCCUUUCUAUUCUCCUUGGAGACGCAGACAUCCAUCGGUUACGGAUUCAGAAGCGUGACCGAAGAAUGUCCCCUGGCGGUGGUGGCGGUCGUUUUGCAGUGCAUUGUGGGCUGCAUUAUUGACGCCUUCAUCAUCGGGGCUGUCAUGGCAAAGAUUGCCAAGCCCAAGAAGCGCAAUGAGACAUUGGUGUUCUCCGACACAGCUGUAGUGGCGCUGAGGGAUGGGAAACUCUGUAUGAUGUGGCGGGUCGGAAACCUACGCAAGAGCCACCUGGUAGAGGCACAUGUUCGAGCCCAACUACUGAAGUCAAGGGUGACGGAGGAGGGGGAGUUCCUCCCACUGGACAAUACCGACAUCAAUGUUGGUUUUGACACUGGCACCGACCGCAUCUUCUUGGUCUCGCCAGUGACAAUUGUCCAUGAGAUCAAUGACGAAUCACCCUUCUUUGAGAUUGACCGAAAGACCCUGGAGAACGACUCUGAGUUGGAGGUGGUGGUUAUACUCGAGGGAAUGGUGGAGGCCACAGCCAUGACCACACAGUGCCGUAGCUCCUAUCUGGCCUCUGAAAUCCACUGGGGACAACGAUUUGAACCAGUGCUCUUCGAGAGGAAAGACUGCUACCAGGUGGACUAUUCGUUCUUUCAUCGGACCUAUGAAAUCCCAGACACACCUUCAUGCAGUGCUAAAGAACUGGCUGAGCAGAAGUACAUUCAAAGCUCACGCUCGUCAUUCUGCUAUGAGAACGAAGUGGCUCUGCAACUUGUGUCCCCUGAUGAUGAGCCUGACCAAGACGCUGAGUGUCCCUCCCCACUGACCCGAAGGCAGUCCCUAGCAGAACAUCUCCAUUAUAACUGAACCCAUGUGAUAGGAGGCCUUAAGGAACAGGAAGAGACAGGAAGUUACCCUUUAGGUUUGGAGGAGGAAUAGAGUGGGUUAGACGGGUAGGAAAGAGCAGACCAAGACAUACAGGAUUAAAAGUAGAUUGGGCCAUGCAUUUGCUAGCGUCAGAAUAAAGGAUAGGGAGUCCAGAACACGAGAGAUUCAAAUGAUCUGUUGGAAUUUUUAAAGGUUUGUAAGUUUUAGAGAAGCACUCCUCUACAGAUUAGAUUACAAAGAAAAAUAGAAAGGAUAUGAACAGAUAGAGAUACUCUCAGAGGUUUGGGUCAGUCUACAGGGAAGGUGGGUGACAACAAUGUCCUAGUUGUCUGAUUGGUCCUGGCAAUCUUUCAAAAUCACUGAAAACUCGUCUGCAAAGUCUCACAUCUGGCCCAUUGCUACCACAACACGCUCAUCUCGCUCUAAUGCCUGCCAAGCAGAACAGGCAACAGCAUUCCCUUGUGGCUCUAACCUGCAACUGCACCCCAGUUGUAUAUUCUGCAAACUGUGACCUCUAUCUGAAGAAACUUCUGUGUGAAAUGAAUGGUAGUGUACUUAGUGAGGUACAACUCAGGAAUGUCUUCCACUAUGAUGCUGAUUUAUCAUUUUAAUGCUUUAUUUUCUUAUGGUAAGUAUGGAUAGUGCACAUUGUAAACUCUGAGCUUGAGACAGGGGUCUGAUGAGAAUGCAGUUGAGGCUAGGCUAUUUGUAAAGCCAAAGCAGAGGACCAGUAACAUGGAGAAACUGCUGAAAACUAGCAGCGGUUUUGGGCAGUUUCUUUUCCAUGAUACUUGCUGGAUUUUUUUUUCUCUGUGUGUACUGCAAAAAAUGUUCAAUGAUUGUAACAUGUGCUUUAUUUCAUCUAACAUUCAGCGUUCAGGUAAAUGACGCAGUCAGGGGAGGCAUGGUAGUGUUAGUCAUUUUCAAAUCACUACAGCGCUGCACAAUGACAGAUGACGACGGCUGUGUCCAGAUCAGUUAAUUACCAUAUAUGCUUGCACUACUAUCUACAGUAUCUUCUCACAUUGCUACAAUCAACCACACUUUAUUGUUUUGUUUUGUGACUCUUAGAUUCUAGCACUUAACGACUAUGACACAUGGCACAUGGGAGACCCUUGAUGGUUUAGAUUGAAGCAAAAGGGGUUGCUCUCAUCAACUCAGUAAAUGCACCGGAGGUCUACAGUCACCUCCAACAACGUGAGAGCCUAACUGAGCUGAACAGAGUUGCGUCUGGCUUGCUGAUGCUGUAUCUCUGAGAAUAAAACAACUGUCUAACAUCUUCCCCAGGUGGAUGAGGACUGAACUGGAAAGUACAACACAUUCAUAGUAAAUAAUUUGGUAUUUUUGUGCCCUUUAACUCAUCUGGCAUCCUUCUCUAAUUGUGGAAUGAUCCAGUUGGUUUCUCUUAAAAAUUGUGAGAACAGUGUAGUGAGUGGUGCCUUCAUAACAAACUGGAUAUUUUGCAUCUCACCCUUCAUCUGAAGCAGUGAAUUUCAUAUUUAAGACGUGCUUAAAGCUAAUUCUUAUUGUUUUUAUUUGCAUAAUGCUAUGCAAGAGUGUUUUUUUUCAGUCACUUUAAUAUUUACAGUACGUUGGUCAAAGUAGACAAAGAUGUCUAUGCAAAUUAAUUACUGUGAAUCUGCUCAGUAACUGAGUCUCAAUAUAAACAUGCACUGAUAACAGAAAAAUGCUUGUAGCUGUAUUGUACUCCAUGUAAUAGUUGAAGUUUGUAGUUAUAUUGCAAAGCACCGGCAAUGUUAUUGUUUAUUUUAGAUCCUGUAAUGAUUUGGAGUAAAUUACGUCACCUAAUUAUUUAAGUGUUUCAUUACCACGGUGUUGGUGUAAAGGAAAAUAACUUGGUGUCAUGAAUGCUAUCACACGAUAUAAGGUGCUGACCAAUAAUCAGACUGACCAACGCACAGUCUGAGAACUUGUUAUUUGCACAAGAGUAAUACGGGGAGACUAAUAUCACUAAUGAAGCUCUACGACAGCACAGUAGUGUUGCUGGGUCAGCACAGGUUAACCUCAGUAAAUCAGUCGCAGUGUUUCACUCCAGUUAUUGAAAGAUUUUUGUUAUGGUAACCUCUAGGUGGAUGGGUGGGGGGGUAUUGAUAAAAUAUUAUCUGUUACACUUACUUUUAAUGCUGUUCAAUGUUUGUGUCCUCCCUUGCAUUUCUCCUUAAUGGCAACCAUGUUCUAUUUUUAGGCUGCACAGUGGGUCAUGUUGUUCACCCUGCCUCCACUUCCAUGAAAUGCAACUUGACCUUUUAGCACCAUCACUUUAACAACAAUAGCACUUUUUACACACCUGGGAAAGAAAUAGACAGAUGGAUUAUUUUGGCAUUUUACUGGUUGCUUAGCAUUCACAACUCACAUGACAUAUACUACAUUUUUUAAAUCCUAGGUAUUUGUAAUAGUGUAAAAUACAUAUUUUACACAGUGUAAAAUACAUAAUAUACUAUUAUACUUCAAACAUUUUUAUUGAACUAGUGAGAUGAAACCAAUAAAAACUGUACCUACCUUUCUUAGGUUGUUUUUCAAAAGAGAAAGGGAAACCUCUCUUCUCCAACAUUGAAAUGUAAUUUCAGAGCUGCCUCAGGCACAAAGCACUUCCAAAUGAUACUGAACUGUGUUGUAUAGCCAAUAAAACACAGCAAUUGAAUAGAAAUUAUUGGUUGCUUCUUUAUUUGCUCUCCUAGAAGCUCUCCUUGUAGCUCACAUUGCACUCAAAGUUUUAUAUUUAAUAUUAUUUGCAACAGCUGUAUAUUUUCACUCAUGGCCUUGUCUAUCAGAAUACUUUUUGGAGUUAAACCUUGAAAGGAAAGAAGAUAUUUUUUUCAGCAAUAAGUGGAAGAAUGUUUCAUUUUAUGUAAAUAAAACAAUACCCGAAUGAAUGACUGAAUUGCACAACCUUGACAGUUAAAGGAGUAAAGUGAAUGUAUUAAAUUUUUGAUUUCUGCAUACUGUGUUGUCAAAAUAACAUGCAUGCCAGAAAAUAGGUCUGACCUAU